Aspergillus heteromorphus CBS 117.55 is the source of this 1359-nucleotide messenger RNA. RefSeq names its product inositol phosphorylceramide synthase regulatory subunit KEI1. Gene Ontology annotation, cellular component: inositol phosphoceramide synthase complex; Golgi membrane. The record is from RefSeq and is a predicted model, not a curated record. Gene Ontology annotation, biological process: inositol phosphoceramide metabolic process. The transcript is spliced from 3 exons. Bases 1 to 1359 code for a protein of 452 amino acids. Lineage: Eukaryota; Fungi; Ascomycota; Eurotiomycetes; Eurotiales; Aspergillaceae. Gene Ontology annotation, molecular function: inositol phosphoceramide synthase regulator activity.
AUGGGAAAGGGUCGUUGCCAGGAAAGGGCAGCGAUCGGCAGGCGGAUCGACCGGAAAAUCGCGCCCCUGGGUGGCAGUACUGGCAGUACUGCUAGUACUGCUAGUACUUACUUGGUGCAACAGCGUAACCCGCAAUUGGGCGUCAGCGCCAGCGUCAGCGUCACUGCGACUGUGUACUACGCAUACGCCGCAAGGUACACUACCACCACCACCACUACUACUACUAAGCCUUCCCUCCCUCCCUCUCUCUCCCUUCUUCCCCGUCGCACCCGUCGCCUUCCAUUCCUUUUCCUCUUUCUGUCGCUCCCUUCACCAACCCCCUUCAUCCCCAAAAUAACUCCCAAUAACUCUGAUAUCUCGGUCGCCGAUAUCAAUCAUGGGGUUUUCAACCCGUCUCCUCCGCAUCCCGCGGCCAGAGGCGCCUCUUUGAUCUCCCUCUCGUUACUCCUCAACAAAAUCAGCGGUCUCUAUGGCCUCCUCGCCCUGUUGACCGGGUACCACCUCUCCCCCGUGCAGCUGUCCAUGUACCUCUACUCCCUCCUCGCUCUGGGCCUCGUAACCUUGCUCUUCCCACACAUCCGCAAACAAUCCCCGUUACAAUGUCUCGCGCUCGCCUGGCUCUACGUCUUCGAUAGUGUCAUCAACGCCGCCUACACCGCGGCAUUCGGUGUGACCUGGUUCCUCGUCGUCUCCCAGCACUACGACAACGGUAGCGCCGCAGGACCGGGCGGGGACACCAUCGCUCAAACCGCCGGCUUCACGAGCCCCAAGUACGAUGUAUCCCAAGGAGAGGGCGGUCACCACGGACGGAGGCCCGAGGCCCUUGGAAACGCAGUCGCACAGCCCGAAAGCUUCCAAAGCAUCCUGUUCAUCUGCUCCCUUUGGGCCAUCCGCAUCUAUUUUGUCUUCGUCAUGCUCGCAUUUGCCCGCCAAGCGCUCCGUCUCUACGUCGCCGUGCCUCGCCACACCCAACUUCCGACCCACAGUCGCAAUACUUCAAUCGCCAGUGUGGCCAGCGUUGCCGACAUCGACCGGGAGCCGUUCUCACCUUACAGCCCCGAUGGUCAAGGGUGGCAGGGAAAGCUGGGGCGCGCGAUGAUUGGCGUUGGUCGCAACUACUGGCUGGGUGAAGACGAGGAGGGAGGCAACUGGAUGGCCACCAUGGGCCGUCGAUUCCGUGCCCGCGGCGAAGGCAACGAGCUCCCGGGCCCGCUGGAGAGGGAGAGAAGACGUCGAUCUGGAACCGGUCCUCCCCAGCCCUCCCCGUCCGCUUUCCAAGGGGUAGCCCUGCAAUCACCAAUCCACGAACAAAUACCCGGCAUGAACGGGAAGCUGCAUCCAUGGAGCGAAAACAGGUAA